Lachancea mirantina is the source of this 1755-nucleotide messenger RNA. The record is from the annotation of a GenBank genome assembly. NCBI's taxonomy places the organism in Eukaryota, Fungi, Ascomycota, Saccharomycetes, Saccharomycetales, Saccharomycetaceae.
AUGGAAUAUGCAAGUGAUGUGAUCCAGGAUGCCAGGAAAAAAGAGGAACUUUCCAAAUACCAAAAAUAUGAAAUUCAUGAAGGUAUACUAUUUUGCAUUGAGCUUUCUCGGGCAAUGUUCGAAGAAUCCCCGGAUGUUGGUAAACCGCAGUUGGUUGAAAUUCUCGAAACGUUACUAGAAGUAAUGUCACAAGUUAUCAUUACGCUUCCGAGUACUGGUAUUGGCUGCUAUUUUUUCCGCUGCGAGAACAAAGGAGCGAGAAAUGGCAUAUACGAAUAUCUGCCCUUGCGAGACGUCAAUGCAAAAGCUUUGAAAACUUUAAGCGAUUUACUUGACGAUAUCCAAACGGGAAUUAUGACACUUGAAUCAGAAUUUCCUCUGGCCAAUGGAAAGACUGGAUAUUUGGAAGAUGUUUUUACCGUCAUGCAAGAACAAUUUCUCGCUGACGUCGCAGGUCAGAAAGCUUUUAACAAUAAAAAGAUUUUCCUGUUUACAGAUAACGACACACCACCGGAAUGUACAGAUGCGAGAGCUACGUCGAGAAUUCGGAAAGUCGUAGAUGAUCUGGAUGACUAUCAUAUCAAUUUCGUGCCGUUUUUUUUGGGGAGCAAAGCCAAACCAUUUGAUCAAUCUUUCUACCAUGAUAUUUUGAGACUGGGAUCUCGAGCUCAGCCCUCUGAAGACUUACCGAACGCGAGUGCUCCUGUGAUACCCCCGCUAAAUGUGCGCGAUAUGAAAAGUCGUGCUCUCAGAAAGAAGGAAAUUAAGCGGAUCAGAUUUCAAUGCCCAUUCAUUUUAGAUGAGAAAUCUGACUUUCUCGUGUCCCUCAAGGGUUACACUAUUGUUUCUCAUGAAAAGCCAGGAACGAAAUAUCAACUGGUGUACGAUCAUGAAGGUAUGCGGAAAAAGGCACAUUCAACGCGUAAAUAUCUUGACAACACUACCGGCGAGGACGUCACUGAGAGCACCACCAGAGUCUAUAAAUUUGGCGAGACCGAUAUUGAGUUAAGCUCCGAACAGAUGCAAGAAAUAAGCGAGACGUAUUCCAAACACGAGUCCUUUUUGAAAUUGAUAGGCUUUCGAUCUUCUACAGACUGUUUGUUUUACUACAGCUCUAUUUCUAGUAGCUCAUUUGUGGUACCAGAUGAAACCAAAUUUGAAGGCUCCAUACGUACUAUGGCCUCCAUGUUCCGAAUAAUGAGACAGAAACAACAAGCGGCUAUAGUUUGGGGGAAAUUGAAAUCCAACUCUUCACCAGGUUUGUAUGCUUUAGCCACAACCGAUGAUUUUGACAGGAAUGAGGGCUUUUACUUGACAAGAUUACCUUUCAUUGACGAAAUAAGAAAAUUUCCUAGCUCGCUUCCCACCAAAGAUCUUUUGACCACCGAUGAAUAUAAUCAAAUGUGCAAGAUAACUGAAACUAUUGUGAGCUACUAUGUUUUAAGGCGACGCUAUAAAGCAUCCGAAUUUCAAAAUCCCAACUUACAGAACCAUUUCAAUCUUCUUCACGAUUAUUUGCUUCAAGUUGAGGACGUUAAGAAUCAAGACGAAGAAGAACAAUUGCUAGAGAAAGAUGACACCCUUAAAAAACUAUAUCAAAUACGCCAAAAGAUUUUAGAUUCCUCUGAAGCAAAGGACUCGACCAAAGCACGCUUGAGUCAAUAUGUUAAAGCUUGGAAUAGCGUUUACAAUAGGGAGUUCAAUUUGGAAAGUAAUUUCCAGUCAGAAAAAGGAUCGAAAAGACCAAAAAAAUGA